ACAGUUUGUAGUGCCCGGAUUCGUCGAUACCCAUAUCCAUGCCUCACAGUACUCUAACUGUGGGAAAUACCUUGACGAAGACAUGCUGUCCUGGCUACACAAAUACACAUUUCCCACCGAAGCAAAAUUUGCUGAUCCUAACUUCGCCACCACGAAGUAUUGGAAGGUCGUGUCUCGGGUGAUCAAAAAUGGAACGACCACAGCCAGCUAUUAUGCAACAAUUCAUACCAGUCCGACACUGAAACUCUGUGACAUAUUACAAAGUAUUGGACAGAGGGCAAUUGUAGGCAAAGUCAAUAUGGACCAAAACUGCCCUGACAAUUACAAAGAAAAAACAACGACAUCAGUACAGGAUACCUUACGAUAUGUUCAAGAAGUUGAAAGUAGAAAGUACACACAUAUCAAACCAUCGAUCACUCCCAGGUUUGCAGGUAAUUGCUCUAUGGAGUUAAUGAGGCGACUUGGACAUAUUGCCAAAAGUCAUAAUCUUCAUGUGCAG
Messenger RNA from Mizuhopecten yessoensis (Yesso scallop), 499 nucleotides. RefSeq names its product guanine deaminase-like. The transcript is spliced from 5 exons. Gene Ontology annotation, biological process: guanine metabolic process. Gene Ontology annotation, cellular component: cytosol. The annotation marks the transcript as partial. Gene Ontology annotation, molecular function: zinc ion binding; guanine deaminase activity. The record is from RefSeq and is a predicted model, not a curated record. Lineage: Eukaryota; Metazoa; Mollusca; Bivalvia; Pectinida; Pectinidae.